Pelobates cultripes (western spadefoot toad) is the source of this 330-nucleotide messenger RNA. NCBI's taxonomy places the organism in Eukaryota, Metazoa, Chordata, Amphibia, Anura, Pelobatidae. The record is from the annotation of a GenBank genome assembly.
AUGGCCCUGACACCAGAGAGAGGAAACUCGAUAUCAUGUCCAGGCUGCAGAGGAUCUUUGACGAUUUAUGACGAAAUGGUGGAGAAAAAGCUGUACCAAGCUGUCAUGAGCAAAUCCUGUGAACACUCACAGCAAAAGCUGACUCCAAGCCGACAGUACAAGUUCGCUGCUGAAGCAGCACAUCUGGCCCCAACAUGCGCGAGAAGGGAAAUGUGUACCGUUACAAUGUGGAGCGACACACAAAAAAGUACUGAUGCGAUCCAGUGCAGUGACUACUCAACAGUUGGAGGUCCUGAAGGAAUCCCACCUCAAGCUGUAUGGCUCAGCUAG